Tripterygium wilfordii is the source of this 2938-nucleotide messenger RNA. RefSeq names its product pentatricopeptide repeat-containing protein At2g03380, mitochondrial. Gene Ontology annotation, biological process: RNA modification. The transcript has a single exon. Bases 91 to 2235 code for a protein of 714 amino acids. Gene Ontology annotation, cellular component: intracellular membrane-bounded organelle. NCBI's taxonomy places the organism in Eukaryota, Viridiplantae, Streptophyta, Magnoliopsida, Celastrales, Celastraceae. Gene Ontology annotation, molecular function: protein binding; RNA binding. The record is from RefSeq and is a predicted model, not a curated record.
AAAAACUUUUUAACUUUUGAGCCACCGCGGAUUCCCAACAUAUUUCCUAUCAACCAAACUGACUGACCUAGUUGUGGCAGACAAUGGAAGAUGGCGAGACUUCUUCACGUCUUGCUAAUCCACGUAACUAAGAAGCGGCAGGCUUACGUUACAUCGAGGACUCUAUCCUAUGCAACCCAUCAUCAAUUCACUUUAAACCACCCACAUGAAGUGACUCAAGGAACUGCUUCUUCCGUCCACUCCAUCGCUUCAAACCCCUAUUCCGCCAUUCUUAGUCUUUGCAAAAACAUCCAUUCUGUAAGAAAAACCCAUGCUUUAUUCGUUGUCCAUGGCCUUACCGGUAAUCUUUUAUGUGAUACGAAAUUGGUCAGUUCGUAUGGUUCGUUUGGGAAACUUGAUUAUGCUCGGCAGGUGUUCGACAGAAUACCAAGCCCGGAUUUUUAUUCUUGGAAAGUGAUGAUUAGAUGGUAUUUUUUGCAUGAUUUGUAUUGGCAGAUUAUUCGGUUUUAUACCCACAUGAGGAAAUGCAUCAAAGAGCAUGAUAAUGUUGUUUUCUCCGUCGUAUUAAAGGCUUGCUGUGAAUUGCGGGAUUUUGUUGAGGGAAGGAAGUUACAUUGUGAAAUAGUCAAGGCAGGAAAUCCUGAUAGUUUCGUGUUGACGGGUCUUGUGGAUAUGUACGCAAAGUGCGGACAAAUUGAUUUUUCUCGUCAAGUGUUUGAUGAAAUUGUGGAUGGAAAUGUUGUUUCAUGGACUUCAAUGAUUGUUGGGUACGUACAGAAUAAUUGUGCUGAAGAAGGAUUGGUUUUGUUUAAUUUGAUGAGAGAAAGGUUGGUUGAGGUUAACCAAUUUACAUUGGUGAGCUUAGUCACUGCUUGUUCAAAGUUAGGUGCCUUGCAUCAAGGGAAGUGGGUUCAUGGUUAUGUAAUCAAGAGCGGUUUCGAUCUUAAUUCACACUUAGUGACUGCUCUUCUAGACAUGUAUAUUAAGUCUAAGGAGACUAGAGAUGCUGUAUCUGUAUUUGAUGAGCUUCCUACUGCUGAUCUUGUCUCAUGGACGGCAAUGAUUGUAGGGUAUACUCAGAAUGGCUAUCCUGAGAAGGCUUUGAAGCUGUUCAUAGAUAAGAAAUGGAUUGGUAUCUUGCCCAAUAAUUUUACCACCACGGGUGUGCUCUCGGCUUGUGGACAGUUGGGCAAUUUAUAUUUGGGAAGGUCAGUUCAUAGUCUAUUGAUUAAGCUUGGGCUUGAUGACCCUGCUGUAACAAAUGCUCUGGUGGACAUGUAUGCAAGGUGCCAUCGGAUUGAUGAUGCUCGUUUUAUGUUUGCUGCGCUUUCAGACAAAGAUAUUGUUACGUGGAACUCAAUGAUAUAUGGGUAUUCUCUGAACGGGUCUGUAUAUGAGGCUCUUCAACUAUUUCAUCAAAUGAGGUCAGAAGCUUUCUCACCUGAUGCAGUCACAAUGGUCGGUGUCUUCUCUGCUUGCGCUGCCCUUGGUUCUUUUCAUAUUGGUGGUUCUCUUCAUGCUUACUCUAUUAAAGUCGGUUUACUAUCUUCUAAUGUGUAUGUUGGUACUGCCCUUCUGAACUUUUAUGCCAAAUGUGGAGAUGCAAAGUCUGCUCGUAUGGUUUUUGAUGGCAUGAACGAGAAAACUCAUAUAACCUGGAGUGCUAUGAUCGGUGGAUAUGGGGUGCAGGGGGAUAGUAGUGGGUCCCUUGCACUUUUUAGUGAUUUGUUGAGGGAAGAAUUGAAACCUAGUGAAGUAAUGUUUACAAACAUUCUAUCUGCCUGUAGGCAUACAGGGAUGGUUGGGGAGGGAUGGAAGUAUUUUAAUUCUAUGUGCCAGGACUAUAAUUUUGUUCCGACCAAGAAGCAUUAUGCGUGUAUGGUUGAUCUUUUGGCUCGUGCAGGCAGACUGGAAGAAGCCUGGGAUUUCAUGGAGAAAAUGCCAGUUCGACCUGACGUUUCUUUUUUUGGAGCUUUUCUACAUGGAUGCACAUUGUAUUCUAGAUUUGAUCUUGGAGCGAUGGCAAUCAGGAGAAUGCUAGAGUUACAUCCUGACGAAGCUUGCUACUAUGUACUCAUGUCUAAUCUGUAUGCUUCAGAUGGUAGAUGGAGUCAGGUUAACGAGAUGAGAGAGCUAAUGAAGCAGAGAGGGCUGAGCAAGUCCCCCGGCUACAGCCAGGUGGGCAUGGAUAUUGAUAAUGGCCUCACUUUCUCCAGAGUUGCAUCACUUGCGUAGAUCUUGGCUAGCCCAAUAUUCUUUGGUCAGGAGGAUCUUUCUUGCCUAGGUCGUAUACAGCAUGUUGUCACCACAAAAGAUGAUUCAAGGAAUUUAGCAACAAUAUUUAUCAGAGCAAGGCAAGUCUGCUGUGGAUUUUCUAUCGCUGGUUCCAUGGUCCUUGUUAGGUAUCCUUCGGCACACAUAAGUAUGUUCACAAACAUGUUAUCAAAGGAUUGAGAUAUUGUUACUGGCCAAAUGCUUUUAGAGAUGCAUCCUGGGAAAAAGUUUCUGAAGUUAGGACGUAUCAUUGACAUCACUUUUAAAGUUCAUGUACACAGGCGAACAAAUUGCAGAAACAUCUCUUCUUGUGUUAAAGAGGGAAGUGUGAUAUGUAUGGUCCUGCAUGAGCUCAAGAAUUUGAUGUCGCCUACCAUGCCAGAGGUUUGGAUCGCCAGCGGAUGGGAAAGGUUAAUUUAACCAUAGAGGACUCUCAGUUAACUACAGAUGGAGUCAAAACUUGAUGGAUAUUUUUCAUUGGUUCAAGGCAAGUUCUCUGUUUUUUGUAAUCUUAGAAUGUUAAGGGAUACGACUCUUGAGCUCUCAUGUUGAGAUUAGUCAUUGACUCCAUUAAUAUUAAGCUUUGGUCUUCACAUAUGUAGUAGUAUUCCCUUGUUAAAAAAGAAAAUUUAGUAAAUGGAAGCACGAGAAUCCUCCAAUUCAA